Camelus dromedarius (Arabian camel) is the source of this 2720-nucleotide messenger RNA. Its product is annotated as leucine-rich repeat-containing protein 37A-like. NCBI's taxonomy places the organism in Eukaryota, Metazoa, Chordata, Mammalia, Artiodactyla, Camelidae. The coding region runs from base 619 to 1635 and encodes 338 amino acids. The record is from RefSeq and is a predicted model, not a curated record. The transcript is spliced from 3 exons.
CUUCCUUGGGAAGCUCUGCACCACCUCACCCCCACCCCUGCGCUGCUGGAGCCUGGGGCCACUCUGGUCUGCAGCCCAAAUCCUGCCUCGUUGUGCUGGGGGGCCAGGCUGGGGUUGGAGAGAGGGCCUGGCAGGACGAGUCAGCUGAGACUACUUCUGUACACGGAUGUGGAGUCAAAUGGAGAGCUGCCUGCAGGGCCAUACGAAGAUGUUGCUGUUCCACGUCAAGUUCUGCAGGAGGCCCCCUAUCAGCCUCCAGAGAGCCCUGAGGAGGUGGAACCUUCUCCAGUCCAGGAGGAAGCUGCGUCUCAGCCUCCAGAGAGCCCCGAGGAGGUGCAACCUUCACUUGAGCAGGAGGCCCAGGCUCAGCCUGCAGAGCAUCCUGAGGAGGCGGAACCUCCUCCAUUCCCUCAGGAGGCCCAGGCUCAGCCUGCAGAGCGCCCUGAGUAUGACUCUGCCCCACUCCAGCAAGAGGCCCCAGCGCAAGUUCCGGGGUCCCCUGGUGAGAAUGUACCUCAGUUUCCAGUGAGUGAAGAGGCAGCAGCUCGACCUGGAAGUAACUAUCCAGCUCACUCCAAGCUGUCCAGUGUUACACUUAAACCUGUGGAUUUGGAACUUAUGGUCACUCCAGAGCCUGCUAAGGAAGGCGAGUUUACCGCAGCCCAGCAGGAGCCCCGGCCUCAGCCUCCUGAAUAUUCUGUGGAGGCAGAACCUUCUCCAACCCCGCAGGAUGCCACAGGUCAGCCUCCAGAGCCUCCUGAGGAAGCUGAGCCUUCUCCAGGUGAACAGGGACGACCGGCUCAGCCUUAUGAGCCUAAUGGGGAAGUUGUACCCUUCUCAACCCAGCAGGAGAGCCCAGCUCAGCCCACAGAGCAUCCUGAGGUGGUGAACCCAGCCACCCAGCAGGAGAGCCCAGCUCAGUCUCCAGCAGAGAUAGAGCCUUCCGCAACCCAGCAGGAAAGCACAGCUCAGCGUCCACAGUCUCCCGCUGAGGCCGAACCCUCUCCAGCUCAUUCUCAAGAUCAUGUGACAACAGCUUCUCCUCCAGGCCAGGAUCAAGCUCAGUCUCUGCAGUGGCCCAGUGUCACUGUUAAACCUGUGGACCUUGCACUCACCAUAACUUCAGGGCCCACAAGUGAAGCUGGACCUUCUCCGCCCCAACAGGAGGCCUCAUCUCAGUCUGCAGGGUCCCCUGAGCAGUUGGAACCGUUACUGGUCGAGCAGGAGGUUCCGGAACAGCCUCCAGCCCCCUCAGGAAAUGGUGAACCUUCUCCAGUCCAGCUUGAGCCCCCAACUCAGCCUCCAGAGACCUCUACAGCUGCCACAGCUCAACAUCCAGUACAUAAUGAGGUGACGUUCUCACCUGCAGGGCCAGGUGAAGCUCAGCAUCCAGUGAUGCCUAGUACCAUAGGCAAACCCCUGGAUCUCACAGUUGUCAUCACUCCAGAGCCUGCUAAGGAGGCUGAAAGUUCCCCAGAGCAGCAGGAGGGCUCUGCUCAUUUUCCCGUUUCCCCCGAGCAGGCUGAAAUUUCUCCAGUCCAGUCUAAGCCUCUUUCUCCGUCUCCGGAGCACCCUGGGAAGGUUGAAUCUCCCAGGACAACAAGAGGCCACAGCUCAGACUACAGGUCCCCCUGAGGGGGUGGGGCUUUCUUCGGUCCAGGAGGAAGCCCCGUCUCAACCUCCAGAGCCACCUAAGGAGGUUGAGAUGACAGUUGGAAGACCAGGACAGAAUCACGCUCAGCAUUCCAGCUCGCCCAGUGUCACUCAUAAAGCUUUGGACCUGGGGCUGACCGAGGCCUGGCUCAGACGCAGCAGCCUGAGGGCACCAGGGAGGCCCGGCUGCAGCAGGGGCGGUGGGGUCUGUCCUCUCCCACCCUCAUCUCAGCAUCAGGAAAAUCUGUUCACUGUAGACUGGAGGGACUAGGGGCUGGAGACGGGGGAGAGCCAUGAAAACAGCUCCUUCCUUAAAAGAAAGGGUGGACAAAUCACUCCAUCGUUACUCUUCGUGUCUAGGGAGACAGAGAGAUGGAAAGAGAGACCAGGGUAAGGACUGAGACAAGAAUGAAAAAUACAGAGAAGCACAGAAGUACAGAGAGUCUAGACAGAAAGGUGCCAAGACAGAAAUAGAUACAGACACUGGGAGACAGAGAAACACACACCUGGAGGGUGUCUGGAUGGAAGGUGCUGGGAGACGGGGUGGGGCUGAGUCAGAACUGAUGUGGGGGGAUGGUCGUGCAGGAAGCCGAGCCGCUGAGGCCCUGAGGGUUUGGGGUCCUUGGGGAGUCUGGGACAGAAGGGCCUAGAGCCACGGGUUCCCCACCUACCAGUAUGGCCUAUCCAAGGACGGGGCUGGGGCUGAAGUAGGUGUGCGGAAGUGUAUCCAGUCCCCUCCCAAGGCUGCUGGCCUGGGGUCCCUGGAGCUGGGGACAGGUGCCUGCCUUUCCGCGUCCUCCUCCCGAACUGUGCCAGCUGGCCCCGUCCCCCCACCCCAGGCCAGUGUCAGGUUCCAGGCUGUUCCCCGGGGGAACUUUGAUCUGGAAAGAAUGAGGGUGACCGAGCUGGCGGCUGCCCAGGGCCGAGCCGUGCCACUGAGACCUGGCCUGGGCUGCCCCUGCCACCUUCCCACCUGUGGGGGCACCAGGCAGUCACUCCAGGGCUCAGGAGACACAGGUGGGGUCUCUUCUGCUUUCCUGCCCCCCUGUUCUCUCCACUUCCAUUCA